AUGACUUCCGUUCAGAGCAAUACCAUCCCCAAGGACCUGCCGAGUAAUAAUCCGGCCGCCGCACCACGCGACGAUGCCGACGAAUUCAUCGAGACGGUCUCGGCGGCCAUCCCGCCCGGCAUGCAGCGCCAGCAGCAAAUGUCCGCCGACGAGAUCCUCACGGAGCUGAAUCGCGUGCCGCUGUUCAUGACCUCUCUGGACGAGACGGACGGCGAGGGCGGCGAGAACACGAUGCUCGAGGCCAUCAAGGCCCUGGCGUACGAAGGCACCAAGGCCGAAGUCGCCGAGAAUUUCCGCCAGCAGGGCAACGAGGCGGCGCGCGCGAAACUCUGGAAGGACGCGCGCGAGUUCUACACGAAGGCGAUUCAGACCUUGCAGGGGAAAGUGGAAACUACAGAGGCGCCCGCGGAUCUUUCUAGUAGCGACAAAGUCACGGCAGAGCAGCAGCCCGACGAUGAUGAUGAUGAUGAUGAGGAAAGCGAAGCAGCAAAGGAAAAAUCCAUCCUCGAGGCGUGCUUCACCAAUCGCGCCCUCUGUAACUUGGAGAUGAGUAUCACUUCCCCGUAUAUCCCCAUACUCGAGCGAAUAAUACCACCCACCUCGCUAAUACAUCCCCUUUCUUGCCCCUCCAAACAGAAAACCACGGCUCCUGCAACAGAGACUGCGCCGCCGCCCUGCGCCUGAACCCCCGCAACGCGAAAGCCUGGUAUCGCGCGGCAUCCGCGUGCCUCGCCCUCGACCGGCUUCCCGAAGCCCUAGAUGCCUGCGCCUCGGGCCUGCAAUUUGACGCAAGCAACGCGGCGCUGGCCAGUCUGCAGACGGCAGCCCUGCGGCGCCGGGAUUUCCUGGCGGCGCUCGAACGCACGAGGCAGGCGCGUGCGGAGCAGGCCCGUCGGGAACGUCGUGCGCUGGACCAGGCUCUGCGGGAGAGGAAUAUCGCCACCAGGGAGACGGAUUCCCCGCCUGAGAUGGAAGAUGCGAAGAUUUCGCUUCGUAGUACUACUAUUGCUUCUUCUUCUUCUCCUGAUCAUGAUGAUAAUGCUCACGAUCCAAAUGGUAAAGCGGAACUCACCUUCCCCGUCCUCUUCCUCUACCCCCUCCAAGCCCAGACGGACCUCGUCAAAGCCAUCUCCGAACACGAAACCCUCCUGCAACACCUGGAAUACCUCCUGCCCGUACCCUGGGAUCAAACACACGAUUACGUGCCGGACGACGUGGAAUGCUACAUGGAAACGUCGGCGGGAGGGCUGAUCAGAGCGGGUAAGAAGCUCAGUCUCGUCAAGCUGCUGGGGAGCGGAAAGGUGGAAAUCGUGGAUGGGUUGGUGCGGGUGUUUGUGGUGCCCAAGGCGAGGGCGGCGGAAUGGAUUGAGCAGUUUAAGAUUCGGAGGGGGAAGCAAUAG
Molecule: messenger RNA, 1400 nt
Organism: Lecanosticta acicola
Lineage: Eukaryota; Fungi; Ascomycota; Dothideomycetes; Mycosphaerellales; Mycosphaerellaceae
Source: the annotation of a GenBank genome assembly